Synchiropus splendidus (mandarinfish) is the source of this 1239-nucleotide messenger RNA. RefSeq lists its product as uncharacterized. Gene Ontology annotation, cellular component: mitochondrion. The record is from RefSeq and is a predicted model, not a curated record. The transcript is spliced from 6 exons. Gene Ontology annotation, molecular function: 2,4-dienoyl-CoA reductase (NADPH) activity. Lineage: Eukaryota; Metazoa; Chordata; Actinopteri; Syngnathiformes; Callionymidae. Gene Ontology annotation, biological process: fatty acid beta-oxidation. The coding region runs from base 435 to 1166 and encodes 243 amino acids.
CUCCCGCCCCGGUGGCGCGCCUGCGUGCGCGGAGGCUCGUCCCAGGCGGGCGGUGCUUAGUGCGCUGGUUUUUCAUCCUGGUUCGGUUCCUGAGACUUCACAUGUGCACGGAGACACAGUCACUUGAGUGGACCGGAACCAAUGCUGCGUUCAUUAGCGGAAGGUCGAUGAGACAGAAGAGGGUGAAACUCACCGGCCGCGACUGACUGACGCGCGCUGGUCACGUCAGUUCGUCUGUUGUUGUUGUUGUAGCUGCGUGUCCGUCCACUAGGUGUCAGCCUCUCAACUCACGCGCUCGCCCGGGCUGUGGGCGGGCCCUGUGGUUGUGGGUGGCGGUGACGUCACGGCGUGUAUUUAAAGUCCUGUGCGGACCGACAGCAGCGGCACAAGUGCGCGGCUCAGCAUCUCCAUCCUCCUCAGCCUCCUUUGACGUCAUGCCAAACUCUGACCGGGUGGUGCUGGUUCUGGGGGGCGCGGGGACGGUGGGUUCCGGGGUGGUCAAGGCUCUGCUGGACAAAGGGUUCCGGGUGGCGGUGGUCUCCAGGCAGAGCAGCCGGCUGGAGAGGCUCCGAGCCUUUGUUUCUCCUGACACCAGGAAAAACCUCACCACUGUGGUGGGCAACGUGGGCUCAGAAGAAGGAGCGGAGCAGAGCAAGCAGGAGCUGCUGAAGGAGGUGGGCCAGGUGACCGACGUGGUCUCCUCUCUGGGCUUCAGCUGGUGGCAGGGCGGACCACCUCACACCCAGACCCUGAAGGACCUCCACUGGGUCCUGGACACGCUGCUGUUUAGCACCUUCGUGUCCUGGAAGGUUUUCUUCCCCCUAGUGAGGGACGACUGCAACUGCACCUACACCUUCAUCACAGGGGGCGCCGGAGAGAAGCUGCUGAUGCCGGGGACCGGGUUCCUGACGGUCGGCGCGGCCAGCGCUCUGGCCUUCUGCCAGGUCCUGCGAGAGGAGUACCCGGAUGUGGAGUGCAAACUCAACGAGGUGAAGAUCGACACGGGCGUCGGGACUCCAGAGCACCUGAGCCCCGGGUUCCUGAACCACCUGGAGCUGGGCGCGGCCGUGGCCUCGCUGGUGGAGAGGAGGAGCGCCGCCCACUCCGUCUUCAACGUCAACUGUCCCGCGGACCUGAAGGGCCUCCUGCUGGAGGGACACCUGUAGAGCGGUCAUGUGACCAGCGCCAUCCAAUUCUUUUGCUAAUAAAAGUCUGGUGACUAAAUCAGAGCUUCUGUGC